AUGUCGUCCUCGUCGUCGCCGCCGCCGCCGCCGCCGCCGCCGUCAUCCCCCCCGGUGGUGCUCAAGAAGCCCGUCAGGCUGGCCUGCGUCCAGCUCGCCACCGGGCCCGACAAGCGCGCCAACCUCGCCCGCGCCGCCGCGCAAGUCGCCGCGGCCGCCCGGCGCGGGUGCGGCAUCGUCGUCCUCCCCGAGUGCUUCAACUCGCCCUACGGGUGCGAGCACUUCGCCGCCCACGCCGAGACGCUGCAGCCGUCGCCGCCGCCCGAGGCCCAGGCGCCCUCGUUCCACGCGCUGCGCGCCAUGGCCGCCCGCCACGCCGUCUACCUCGUCGGCGGGUCGGUGCCCGAGCGCUGCCCCCGCACCGGCCGCCUCUUCAACACGAGCCUGACCUUCGGCCCGGACGGCGCCCUGCUCGCCGCCCACCGCAAGGUCCACCUCUUCGACAUCGACAUGCCCGGCCGCAUCGCCUUCCGCGAGUCGGCCGUCCUCAGCCCCGGCAACAAGCUCACCCUGGUCGACCUGCCCGACUACGGCACCAUCGCCGUCGCCAUCUGCUACGACCUGCGCUUCCCGGAGCUGGCCGCCGUCGCCGCCCGCCGCGGCGCCUUCGCCCUCGUCUACCCGGGCGCCUUCAACCUGACCACCGGCCCGCUGCACUGGCGGCUGCUGGCCCAGGCCAGGGCCCUCGACAACCAGAUCUACGUGGCCCUGUGCAGCCCCGCCAGGGACAUGGCCGCCGCCUACCACGCCUGGGGGCACAGCAUGGUCGUCGACCCCAUGGCCAGCGUCCUGGUCGAGGCUGGCGAGGCCGAGACCAUUGUCGAGGCCGAGCUGCGCGGCGACGCCAUCGUCGAGGCCAGGACCCAGAUCCCCCUGACCAGCCAGCGCAGGUUUGACGUGUACCCCGACGUGAGCGCCGGAAACGUGCAGUUUGAGGAGCCGAGUUGA
Messenger RNA from Ustilaginoidea virens, 948 nucleotides. RefSeq lists its product as uncharacterized. Gene Ontology annotation, biological process: L-glutamine metabolic process; oxaloacetate metabolic process. The record is from RefSeq and is a predicted model, not a curated record. Bases 1 to 948 code for a protein of 315 amino acids. Gene Ontology annotation, molecular function: omega-amidase activity. NCBI's taxonomy places the organism in Eukaryota, Fungi, Ascomycota, Sordariomycetes, Hypocreales, Clavicipitaceae. The transcript has a single exon. Gene Ontology annotation, cellular component: mitochondrion.